Messenger RNA from Pestalotiopsis fici W106-1, 2160 nucleotides. RefSeq lists its product as uncharacterized. The transcript has a single exon. Bases 1 to 2160 code for a protein of 719 amino acids. Lineage: Eukaryota; Fungi; Ascomycota; Sordariomycetes; Amphisphaeriales; Sporocadaceae. The record is from RefSeq and is a predicted model, not a curated record.
AUGCCUUCUUCGGUGCGAUCAACCUGCUCUUCUUCGACGGACCGCCGCCGUCUGUCUCAGUCGCUGAAUCGAGUGGCCGUGCUGGGUCACUUGUCGGGCAUUGACGCCGCGGCCUUGCCCCCGUACCGCACCGACUCGCCCAUGACGGUCAUGCAAGAUCGGCUGCGCAGCCUGUACGGCGCCCCGAGCAUCGAGAGCCUCAACUCGGUCGACGCCGUCGUCACCCAGAUGGCCCGUCCCCACCGCGGCCCCGGCACGGAUGAUGCGCCACCGCCGCUGACGGGUCCCGAGUCCGGUCGGCGUGGGCAAGCGUGCCGGCGCAACUCGCUCGCCCUGAGCGAGUCGGCACCAUCGCAGCGCAGUACCGGGUCGCGGACCACGACUACUAGCCGAUCACGCGCUCGGAAAGAGACUCUCUCGCGCCAGAAUACCGACCAGCAGCAGCAGCCGACCGUCGUAUCAAGGCCGCCAUUAUCACACCCAGAGCUCAUGGUGCCGUCGCACGUACGAGCUCGCAGCGAGGCGGCUGUCCGCAUGGGCAGCACGGCGCGCAAGCGGCAGAGCAUGGCGAUGAAGGGUGGACAAGGCAGACAGAGUCUUGCGGUUGCUCAACCCGACUGGGUCGCGCAGACGUUUCAGGGAUCUCGGUUUGCGCCGAACAAAUCCUCAUCGUCGACGACGGGACAGCCACAGUGGCAGCCGGAGCCCUCCUCGGCUCGCCCCGAGCGUCGCAGUGUGAGUUACAAUUACAACAGCAGCAGCAGCCGGAGGUCAUCGACGGCCACCAUUGUGCCCGAGAGCUGUGCGCCUGUUGUUCCAACCACAAUGUCCAUUGUGCAGAACGCGCGGAGGAGAAGUAGAGCAUCGCAGUCUUUUGUGUCUGGUGAUGAGGACGAUAUACACAGUGUAUACUCGGCUCGGUCCGCCGCCACGACCUCGUACGCACCGCGCAAUUUCAGCCGGCCCAUGGAGCAGAAGCAGCAAAAGCAGUACAUUGUGAGAGAGCAGGGCGUAGACUUUGAGAUGCUCAACCCUCGAUCCAGUGCCAGGACGUUGACAGAGUCGUCGGCCAGGGCCAGCAGCUUCAGGGCUCUGUCCGUGGUGAUUCCGCCGUCGCAGAGUUCGGCGAGCAGCUUCAGCGUCCGGUCUGUGACGCGGAGCACGACUCCCCCGCCACCCUUCGAGAUUACUCCGUCGCCUGCCCGAACGACGAGCUCAUCGUCUAGAGAGUCCACGGCAUCUUCUGAAGCCUGCACAAGGACCUCGACAAUGAGCUCGGCUACCACGGUCUCCUCUCGCUCGCCUAGUCCGGCGCAUGAUACAUACAAUCCGUUGCAUGAAAAGUCCGCCGUCUCGGCAUGUGUUGCGCAGUCCUCGAAUGGCUACCAGCACAGGCAUGACAACACUGUGCGGCAACAUCCCUCUAGCCUAGAGCCCCGAGACGUCAAGACUUUGAGGGGGCCGAGACUGAGUAUUGUGCCGCCAGUGACGAACACAUCCUUUGCUACCAGAGCCGCGGUGGACGGUACGCAUCAUCAUCAUGAGAGGGCACCAACCAGAAUGAACAGAACACUACCACAUGCUCAUCCCGACCCUCUUUCCUAUCACCCCGUUGAGCUUGCAAGCGCCAGACGGGAAAAGCAGCCCGAGAGUAGUAGAGAGCAGCAACGUCCACGGGAGACCAUGCUCCUAACCGACUACUACCGCGGCGCCGUGCACGCCGAGUCGCCUCCCACUUUUGACAACAGCCUACAGAGAAGCGACUCCUUGUUCCUAGGGCCCAAGGCCUCCUCGCGCAUCAUGCCUGAGCAACACGAAUUCUUCCCGUCGUGGACACAGCACCAGCAGGCCCAGAGCAAGAUCAAGUCGGCAAACGGCGUCGGCAUCCAGCCGUACCGCAAGCUGGAAGGUCUGGGUCCGGUUCAUGCAGCGCCGCCACCGCCGCGCGCCGACGAUCGUCGGAUGCUGCCCAGCCAAAAGCGAGUCGUCUCGCCUCCAUCCCAUUCGUUGCAGCGCGUGGCCAUGACUAAUGCCCAGGUGGUUCGUGGCCCGCCGCGGGCGGGUAUGAUGUCGGCGGCUGUCCGACCGACGAGUAGUAGGUCUCUUAGAAAGACGACGGCUAUUGAUUUUACCAAGGUUAGGGCAGGGAGUGAUAACUAA